Messenger RNA from Marmota monax (woodchuck), 4505 nucleotides. It is a transcript of the gene Pan2, whose product is annotated as poly(A) specific ribonuclease subunit PAN2. Gene Ontology annotation, molecular function: protein binding; nucleic acid binding; poly(A)-specific ribonuclease activity. Lineage: Eukaryota; Metazoa; Chordata; Mammalia; Rodentia; Sciuridae. The coding region runs from base 272 to 3907 and encodes 1211 amino acids. Gene Ontology annotation, biological process: mRNA processing; nuclear-transcribed mRNA poly(A) tail shortening. The transcript has 26 exons. Gene Ontology annotation, cellular component: PAN complex; P-body. The record is from RefSeq and is a predicted model, not a curated record.
GGCAGUUCGACCUUCCUCCCGCCGCCGUGUUAGAUUGAGCUAGAGGCGCGGGGAAGAACUGGGGAAACUGGAAUUUCCCUCGGAGCUGACGGCGUUUGCUCUCCCCCUACUCGUUUUAAUUCCACGCGCUCCAAAAUAUACGCCAUGGAGAAAUCUUGGCCAUGAUGUCCAUUCUAGGCCCACUGGUGCUCUUCUGCUGAAGGUUGGCUCAGGCAUUUACAGGGACUGUGGCAAGGAAGGGUGUGACGCAGGUCUAUCAGCUGUCAUCAUCAUGAACUUUGAGGGUCUGGACCCUGGACUGGCAGAGUAUGCCCCGGCUAUGCAUUCUGCCUUGGACCCUGUCCUGGAUGCCCACCUGAAUCCAAGUCUGCUACAGAAUGUGGAGUUGGACCCAGAGGGAGUGGCCUUGGAGGCUCUUCCCGUGCAGGAAUCAGUGCACAUAAUGGAAGGUGUCUACUCUGAAUUGCACAGCGUCGUAGCUGAAGUGGGUGUGCCUGUGUCUGUCUCCCACUUUGACUUACAUGAAGAGAUGCUGUGGGUGGGGAGCCAUGGGGGUCAUGCCACUUCAUUUUUUGGCCCAGCCUUGGAGCGCUACUCAUCUUUUCAGGUCAAUGGUAGUGAUGACAUUCGACAAAUCCAGAGCCUAGAAAAUGGUAUCCUUUUUCUCACCAAGAAUAACCUCAAAUAUAUGGCCCGUGGGGGUCUCAUUAUAUUUGAUUAUUUACUGGAUGAGAGUGAGGAUAUGCACAGUCUCCUGCUGACAGACAGCAGCACUCUACUCGUUGGUGGGCUUCAGAACCACAUUUUAGAGAUUGAUCUAAACACUGUCCAGGAGACUCAAAAGUAUGCAGUCGAGAUACCUGGAGUCACCAUUAUGAGGCAGACAAAUCGCUUCUUCUUCUGUGGUCACACAUCUGGCAAGGUUUCCCUGAGAGACCUCCGUAGUUUUAAGGUGGAGCAUGAAUUUGAUGCCUUCUCAGGGAGUCUGUCAGAUUUUGACGUGCAUGGCAACCUGUUGGCUGCCUGUGGCUUUUCUAGCCGCCUCACUGGCCUGGCCUGUGACCGUUUCCUCAAGGUGUAUGAUCUGCGCAUGAUGCGUGCCAUCACACCACUUCAAGUACAUGUGGAUCCUGCCUUCUUGCGCUUCAUCCCUACAUAUACUUCUCGUCUUGCUAUCAUCUCUCAGUCAGGGCAGUGCCAGUUUUGUGAGCCCACAGGCCUGGCCAACCCAGCAGACAUCUUUCAUGUGAAUCCUGUGGGACCUCUGCUAAUGACAUUUGAUGUGUCAGCCAGCAAGCAAGCACUUGCCUUUGGGGAUUCUGAGGGCUGUGUGCACCUCUGGACUGAUUCCCCAGAGCCUUCCUUCAACCCCUAUUCACGGGAGACUGAAUUUGCUUUGCCCUGUCUGGUGGACUCAUUACCUCCUCUGGACUGGAGCCAGGACCUGCUGCCUCUUUCCCUCAUCCCUGUUCCACUCACAACGGACACACUUCUCUCUGAUUGGCCUGCUGCCAACUCAGCUCCAGCUCCCAGGCGAGCCCCACCUGUCGAUGCAGAGAUUCUGCGCACCAUGAAGAAAGUGGGCUUCAUUGGCUAUGCACCCAACCCCCGCACCAGGCUGCGUAAUCAGAUUCCUUACCGACUUAAGGAGUUGGAUAGUGAAUUUGAUAGCUUCAGCCAGGUCACUGAGUCACCGAUAGGACGGGAAGAGGAGCCACAUCUCCACAUGGUUUCAAAGAAAUACCGCAAGGUAACCAUCAAAUAUUCCAAGCUAGGGCUUGAAGACUUUGACUUCAAACACUACAAUAAGACCCUUUUUGCUGGAUUAGAGCCUCACAUCCCCAAUGCCUACUGUAACUGCAUGAUUCAGGUGCUCUAUUUCCUGGAGCCUGUUCGCUGUCUAAUUCAGAACCAUCUCUGCCAGAAGGAGUUCUGUCUGGCAUGUGAACUGGGCUUCCUCUUCCAUAUGUUGGACCUCUCUCGUGGUGAUCCUUGCCAGGGCAGUAAUUUUCUUCGGGCAUUCCGUACCAUUCCUGAGGCCUCAGCCCUUGGUCUGAUCCUAGCUGACUCAGAUGAGGCUUCAGGCAAGGGCAAUCUGGCUAGGCUCAUUCAGAGGUGGAAUCGCUUCAUUCUCACUCAACUGCAUCAGGAUAUGCAGGAGCUUGAAGUACCCCAGGCAUAUCGAGGUGCUGGAGGCAGCAGCUUUUGUUCAUCGGGGGACUCUGUUAUUGGGCAACUGUUCAGCUGUGAGAUGGAGAACUGCAGCCUUUGUCGCUGUGGCAGUGAGACCGUGCGAGCUUCAUCCACUCUGCUUUUCACACUCUCCUACCCUGAGGGUAGCAACUGUGAUAAAACCGGGAAGAAUUAUGACUUUGCUCAGGUGCUGAAGCGAAGCAUCUGCCUGGAGCAGAAUACACAGGCCUGGUGUGACAACUGUGAGAAGUACCAGCCCACGAUUCAGACCCGCAAUAUCUGCCAUCUGCCAGAUAUUCUUGUUAUUAACUGUGAAGUGAACAGCUCAAAAGAGGCUGAUUUCUGGAGAAUGCAGGCUGAGGUUGCCUUCAAGAUGGCAGUAAAGAAACAUGGUGGGGAAAUCUCCAAGAACAAGGAAUUUUCUUUGGCUGAUCGGAAAGAACUAGGGAGUCCAGAGGGUGUGCUGUUGUGUCCCUCCAUUGAGGAGUUGAAGAACGUCUGGCUUCCUUUUUCCAUUCGCAUGAAGAUGACCAAGAACAAAGGGCUGGAUGUUUGCAAUUGGACUGAAGUGCAGUGGGGCCCAGCCAGGGCAGAGGAGGAGCAUGGUGUCUAUGUGUAUGACUUGAUGGCUACUGUGGUACACAUCCUGGACUCACGCACAGGGGGCAGCCUGGUGGCUCACAUCAAAGUUGGAGAGACCUACCACCAGCGCAAGGAGGGCGUUACUCAUCAGCAAUGGUAUCUCUUCAAUGACUUCCUUAUUGAACCUAUUGAUAAGUAUGAAGCAGUGCAAUUUGACAUGAAUUGGAAAGUACCUGCUAUCCUUUAUUAUAUCAAAAGGAAUCUCAAUUCCAGAUACAACCUGAAUAUCAAGAACCCUAUUGAGGCUAGUGUGCUGUUGGCUGAAGCCUCACUGGCACGGAAGCAACGGAAAACACAUACUACCUUUAUUCCACUGAUGCUGAAUGAAAUGCCACAGGUUGGGGACCUGGUAGGCCUUGAUGCUGAGUUUGUCACCCUAAACGAGGAAGAAGCAGAGUUACGCAGUGAUGGUACCAAGUCUACCAUUAAACCAAGUCAGAUGUCAGUAGCAAGGAUCACUUGUGUUCGGGGCCAAGGGCCCAAUGAGGGUAUCCCCUUCAUAGAUGACUACAUCUCUACUCAGGAGCAGGUAGUGGAUUACUUGACUCAGUACUCGGGGAUAAAGCCAGGAGACCUUGAUGCCAAAAUUUCCUCCAAACACCUCACAACUCUCAAGUCUACCUACUUAAAGCUUCGUUUUCUCAUUGACAUUGGAGUCAAGUUUGUGGGGCAUGGCCUGCAAAAAGACUUCCGGGUCAUCAAUCUCAUGGUGCCCAAGGACCAAGUCCUUGAUACUGUCUACCUGUUCCACAUGCCCCGAAAACGAAUGAUUUCCCUGCGAUUCCUUGCGUGGUACUUUCUGGACCUGAAAAUUCAAGGGGAGACCCAUGACAGUAUUGAGGAUGCCCGCACAGCCCUUCAGCUCUACCGAAAGUAUCUGGAACUAAGCAAGAAUGGCACUGAGCCUGAAUCCUUCCACAAGGUGCUCAAGGGUCUUUAUGAAAAGGGCCGGAAGAUGGACUGGAAAGUGCCUGAGCCUGAGAGCCAGACGAGUCCCAAGAGUAAGGCCUGGGAUGGGACAAGGGAAACUGGAUUGGAUGCAGCUGUCUUUUCCUCAGUGCUGGCACUUUGACCUGCCUUCUUCCUUCAGUGUUCUAUGACCCUAGAACUUGAGGAUGGCUUCCCAAGUUGGCUUUACCCUGCCCACUUCCAGAAUUGGACCUGCUCAGGGUCCUCAGAUGGUGCUACUAACUGAACUGGAAUGUAACAAAGUUGUUGCAAAGGUUUUGGGAGCCCGGUUCCUUCUUGAUCCUUUGCAAAACAGUGGGUCAGAAAAAGGAAUCUAGGAUUGACCCAGAUGGAAAGUAACUGGUAUUCUUAAUAAAUAUCAUGAAUGAUUAAUAUCCAGGCAGAAAAGCACCUGGAACCAAAUCUUUUAGUUCCUAGCCGGCUAGGAACUGAAGUCCUGGAUAGUGACAGGCUACAACAGGAGCUCCAGACUUAGCUCAAACUUGAGGGAUGCCUGGAGGAACCAGCAUGUAGUCUUGGCCCUAGCAAACCAGUAUUGCCAACACCAUUGCCAAAAGGCACUUUGGGUCCCGGAGAAAGCUUGACCUGAUGACAACUGAGAAGCAUCUGUCUUCCAUUCAUUUUCCUGUCUCAAGUUUUGUUUUAAUUUUUUUUUAAAUUGUUUUAAACCGCAUGUUUUAUAAAAUAAAAACAAAAAUUAU